Molecule: messenger RNA, 1383 nt
Organism: Lactuca virosa
Lineage: Eukaryota; Viridiplantae; Streptophyta; Magnoliopsida; Asterales; Asteraceae
Source: the annotation of a GenBank genome assembly
UACUAUUUGUUUUCGUUAGUUUCUUCCCUGUUGCUUCACACGCCAAAAUUCACACCUAGUAAAAAACCUAUCUUCACACACUCUCUCUCUCUCUCUCUCUCUCUCUCUCACACACACAAACGCACGCACACACUUUCUUCAUUUGGUAAAGCAAAAAUCUUCAGAUUUUCCUUUCAUUUUCCGGAAUGUUGCAGACUUCUUUGAUCGAUAUGGAGUGGAAUACAAAAUGGGAUUGGGAAAGCCUCGACAUUUCAAGUCCUAAAAAGCUACAAUCAACUGAUUGGGGAAUCAAAGAAAGAGAAGACAUUGAUGGGUAUUUUAGUCUUUCUGAUAUUGGGAACAAAUCAUCAGCUAAAAGCUCCAUAUCUGAAUCUUCAUUGAAGGAAGUAAUAAAAGGGUCAAAUCUGUCAUUUCCUGAGGCUUCAGUUUGCUCUUCUGAUCAAUCCAUUGGUUUAAAACUCGGUAAAAGAACAUACUUUGAGAACAACCUUCCAGGAAACAACACCAAAACAUCAUCUUCUUCAAAUGCCCCUGUGAAAAAAGUUAAAUUUUCUUCCCAAAAUACCCCUAUUCCACGAUGUCAAGUCGAAGGAUGCAAUCUUGAUCUUUCAUCUGCUAAAGAAUACCAUCGUAAACACAGGGUUUGUGAAAAUCAUUCAAAAUCAUUAAAAGUUGUUGUGAGUGGCCUUGAACGCCGAUUCUGCCAACAAUGUAGCCGAUUUCAUGGUUUAUCAGAGUUUGAUGGGAAAAAACGAAGCUGUCGUAGGCGACUUUCUGAUCACAAUACACGCAGGCGUAAGCCACAGCAGUCUAGAAAUCUUUCUUCAUCAUUUUAUGAAAGGGGAGAAGAAUUGAGUUUUGUGUUUAAUAAUCAAAAUAAACAUGGAGGGCAUAAUACUCAGUUUCCAAAUGAUGUCAGCAAUAGCAUGCCUACUCUUGCUUUCAAUAGGAUGAUGUCAUCCAAGGGAAUCUCAGCCGGCGUUUUUGAUCAAGGUUCCGAUGCAGGACAUGAUAUUCGCCGUGCUCUCUCUCUUCUGUCAAACGAUUCGUGGGAUUCAUGUGAGGUGGAUUUCGGUGCCCUUAACCAACCCAUGCAUAGGAAUGGUCACACCUUGGCUCAAUACGGGGUGCAUGUGGCUCACCAUGGUUUGCAAUUUUCUUCACCGGAGUACAGGUGGCAGGUUGACCACCAGUCAGUUGUUCCUCACACUCAUUUUGAAGAAUCUCAUCUUCUUAAAGCACCCUACAGUAGUAUUCAGUAUGGGAAUCCAAUGGAUGAAAUCUUGAAGCCCUUGUGAGUUGUCAAUAACUCAAGUUAUGUUGUUGUUUUGAUCAUGUUUUGUAUGUGGUCCAUAGUUUUGAGGUGUUGAGUUCAAAGUAAAU